Giardia duodenalis is the source of this 2253-nucleotide messenger RNA. RefSeq names its product Ankyrin repeat protein 1. The record is from RefSeq and is a predicted model, not a curated record. NCBI's taxonomy places the organism in Eukaryota, Fornicata, Diplomonadida, Hexamitidae. Bases 1 to 2253 code for a protein of 750 amino acids. The transcript has a single exon. Gene Ontology annotation, molecular function: protein binding.
AUGACCAGCAAACCCUUUGACUCUUCGCGAUGGAUGAAGGCUGCUGAGACUGGUGAUGUUGUCUUUUUAAGUAAGCACCUGGCCAACUUCAAGCGGUCACAGGAUGACGCAGGCCGGACAGCACUGAUGAGGGCCGUUUUGGGUGUGGCACAUUCUGCUGAUCCUUUGCACGGAUCUGGAGACAUGCAGCACUAUGGUGACCCUAGAGAACCACCUCACAUCGGCACUGAAAGCCCUCUUAAUAUUUCGGCAGUUAUUCUCCUGGCACGACACGAAGGAGGGAUGGUUGACAACAGUGGCUCCACAGCCCUUUGUUACGCAGCCGAAUCUAAUAACGCCCCUGCCUGCAUUACUCUUCUUCCACUAGAAGGCACCAUCAUUCCUGACAACGGAUUCAGCCCGCUAAUGCGCGCUGCACGCAACCGUUCCAUGGACGCACUGCCUAUCUUAAUCAAGACACAUGCACCGGCUCUUAGGGACUUUCAGGGAUAUUCUGCUUUGGAUCACGCGUGUUUAAGUGGCAGCGUGGAGGCUGCAGAGUAUUUGAUUAAUAAUGGCCACGGAGCCAUUAUUGCCGACAUUAACCGCGCGAUUUCUGCAGCAAACUCUGUGCGGGCGUCGUCCAUAGUGGACCUUUUAGCGUAUGUGCGCCUGGCGAGAAUUAAUAACACAACUCCAUGCACAAAGUGCUGGCACGGCGAAAUAGAGCGUCGAAUGGCUGAUUCACGGUUGCAGGAAUUAGAGCGCAGAUGCGAAACAUUGGCUGCAGAGCGUCCUGAUCAUGCUCGGCGACCCUCCUCGUCUAGUAUAUCUGCAAUGUCAACCACGAUGGAUGCGACCGUCUCGAACUAUCGUGUAAGCUACUUGCAGAGACUCCUUUCUCAGCUGAUAAAUGAGGGAGUUGCCGCAGGAGUUUAUGACGUUUCUUUAUCUUCUAAGUCAGAGAUAUACAAUUACAACGACAUUGGGAGGUAUUGCAAGGCAAUACUUCAAGCUUUUAGGCGAAGGGCAGAAGUACAGACAAAGGAAGAGGCCAAGUACGAGGAGAUAAAAGCAAAGAUGGCCUCUAUGCAUUCAGAAAUAUCUAUUUACAAGGAAGAACUUUCGAUUGCAUAUAAAAAGAUUGCAAUGCUGACUCAGAGUGUUGAGAUGGUCGAUGUAGUAUUGCAGACAGACUCAUUAGUCUCACAAGACACUGCCGUCGUCAAGGACAGCACACUCCGUGAGCUAAGACGAUCAUCUAUAAUCCUCGACACUCUGACAUCAUCCACCCUUCAGCCUCCUAUAUCUGUGUCACCGGCUAAGCCCAAUUUAGGCGCUUCCUCAUCCCAAUUUGACGUAGAAUUACACAGGGCUCUACUAUCAGGUAUCCCCUCUCCUCGGGGGAAUCUAUCAGAUCUACACGGUGAUGAGAACAUAGAGUGCGAGCUGUCUGACAUUACAAUAGAGCAGCCACCAUUGAAGGAGCUUCGUUCAUCUGCUGUCCUAUUUGACAGUAAGGCGAACACUCUACUGAUGCAGGCUGCUUUGCUCGGCGAUCUCAGGAUGGCUGAGAGCUUGCUGUCUCAAGCUGGGACCACUAACAAAAGCGGACGUACUGCACUGAUGAUGGCGGCUAGCGUGGGAAAUGCUGAUAUUGUCGCUCUUCUAAUAGAAACGGGCAAAGAGGCCAGAAAGCAGGACUCGGAGGGACGGACUGCUCUCUACUUUGCAGUCAAGGCGCUCCAUUACUCUUCUAUUCGCCACCUUGCUCCUCACGAAGCAGGACUGCAAAAGAACGAUGGUCAAACCUCACUGAUGAUUGGCGCUAAGCGGGGUGGCAAAACACUCCUUGAGCUAUUGGACGUGGAGAUAGGGAUGCAAUCGACCGACGGGUGGACAGCUUUGAUGGCCGCGGCCGAUUCGGGCAAUGUGGAAGCCUGCAUAUAUCUCGUUUCGCGCGAGGCUGGCUUCUCUAUGAAGAGCGGCUGGACUGCUCUUAUGAGCGCUGCGUGGAACGGGCAUCUUGAAAUAGUUAGUUUACUAUGUGAAAAGGAGGCAGGGAUGCAAAAGGUUAACGGGUUCACGGCACUCAUGGCUGCAGCUAGAAACGGUAAUCUGGAAUGCCUGAAGAUACUGAUGCCCCGUGAGUACGAACUUGUACAGGCUUCUGGAAAGACAGUGUUAGAUUGGUGCAAGGAAUACGACCAAAGCGAUUGCGUAGAGUAUGUGAUAAGGUACGCGGAAUCCCUAGAAAAACUUAUUCCGAGCUAG